Colletotrichum chrysophilum is the source of this 1230-nucleotide messenger RNA. RefSeq lists its product as uncharacterized. Lineage: Eukaryota; Fungi; Ascomycota; Sordariomycetes; Glomerellales; Glomerellaceae. Gene Ontology annotation, molecular function: mRNA binding. The record is from RefSeq and is a predicted model, not a curated record. Gene Ontology annotation, biological process: RNA processing. Gene Ontology annotation, cellular component: nucleus. The transcript is spliced from 3 exons. Bases 1 to 1230 code for a protein of 409 amino acids.
AUGAGCGCCGCCGAGGAAACCAAGCCCAUCGAGGCUGUCGCCGCUGAGGCACCUGCCCAGGCUGAGGAGCCCGCGAAGGUCGAGGAACCUGCCAAGACCGAGGAGCCUGCGAAGACCGAGGCCGAGGCCAAGCCUGAAGAGAGCGAGGCGAAGCCCGAGGAGAAGAAGGAGGAGCCUGAGGUCCUCAAGACGACUGCAAAGAUCGACGAUAAGAACCACUCGAACAACGUCAAGUUUGAUGCUUCGCUCCUCAAGGAGACAGAUGACCCGGCGGAGAUCCGCAAGCAGGUCGAGUUCUACCUGUCAGAUAGCAACUUGCCCCAUGACAAGUACCUGUGGGAGCUCACUGGUGGCUUCGAAAACAAGGCCAUUCCCCUCAAGACCAUCACCUCCUUCAAGCGCAUGCGCCGCUUCCAGCCUUACUCCGCCGUUGUCGCUGCUCUUAAGGAGAGCCCCGCCCUCGUGAUCGCUGGCGAGGAGGGAGAGGAGACGAUCCAGCGCAAGCAGCCUUACACCCCUGGUAACGAUAGGUUCAACGCUCGCUGCGUCUACGUCAAGGGCUUCGGCGACGAGGAGCCCUCUACUCAGUUCGACCUUGAGGCCUUCUUCACCAAGUUCGGCCCCAUCAACUCUGUCCGUCUCCGCCGUACCCAGGAGAAGCUCUUCAAGGGCUCCGUGUUCGUCGAGUUCCCCGAUGAGGAGGCCGCUCAGAAGUUCCUCGCCCUCGACCCCAAGCCCAAGUGGAAGGAGCACGACCUGAAGAUCAUGCCCAAGACCGAGUACGUCAAGGAGAAGAGCGCCCUCAUCCACGCUGGCAAGCUCGAGCCCAACACGUCGCGCCGCUUUUUUGAGGGCAAGGAUGGCAAGGAUGGCAACCGCAGGGGUGGCCGUGGCGGCAACAACAACAAGGACAACUGGAGGGAGCGCCGCGACAACGACCAGAAGAACGGCUUCAGGGGAGGCCGUGGAGGUCGCGGUGGCCGUGGAGGUCGUGGCAGAGGCCGUGGCGGUGAUCGCCGGGGUGGACGUGACAACGAGAACCGCAGGGAUCCCAAUGAGCGCGGCAACGACCGCAACGCCGGCAAGCCUACCAUUCAGGCCACGAACGACAAGGGCGAGCCCGUCGCGGAAGACAAGAACAGCAACGGCAAGCGCGCCCGUGAAGAUGACGGAGCCGCUGCUCAGCCCGAGGCGAAGAAGGUCGACACCAAGACUGAGGUCGCCGCAUAG